Trifolium pratense (red clover) is the source of this 4253-nucleotide messenger RNA. RefSeq lists its product as uncharacterized. NCBI's taxonomy places the organism in Eukaryota, Viridiplantae, Streptophyta, Magnoliopsida, Fabales, Fabaceae. The record is from RefSeq and is a predicted model, not a curated record. The transcript is spliced from 5 exons. Bases 388 to 3966 code for a protein of 1192 amino acids.
GUAUGUUAGUCAAAAAACCAGAAUACUGAACAACACACUCACCAAAAAACCAGACACACUGAACUGAACAACAUUAUCACUAAGUCGACAACAAAAACGACGGAAAUGGAUUCCCUGCAUUCAAAUAGUGAAUGCAGGUAAAUCUCAACCACCCAUUUAUUUGUGUCUUUUAUUUAUUUUGGGAGCUUUGAAUCUGGACCAUUACAUUAGGGUGACUGCAUGACUGCAUUGUCAAUUUUGAAUGCACCUAAUCCAAAAACGACACUGUCCUUAAACCUUAAUCAUCAAAAGAGGUUAUCUUUUUUAUGUUCCUCUCAAUUUCUCCAUUUUCUCUUAGCUCAAAUUCAACAAUGCUUUCAUAGUGUUUCUUUUUUAUCUUCUUAAUCCAUGGAAAUUCUCAACUUUUCAACCUCAAAAACCAUUACAUACCCAUUUUUCUGCAACCCCAAAACUCUAUACCCAUCAAACCGUAACACCCCAUUUCAUAGAAACCUUUUCCAUUUCUAUCAAACAACUUCUACUUCAAGAAAGUUUCAAACUUUUGCUCAUUUUGGAAGACCCAAUAACCGCCGCAAUUCACUGAGAAACAAGUUUCUUCAUGAUAACCGGGUAAGUCUCAAUCAUAUUCCCAAUGACCCAUCUUUUGUUUCUAGUAAUGGUGUUGAAGAGAGUGAUGUAAGUUUUCAAAAUGAUGGUUUUGUUGAAUUGGAAAAAGAAAAAUCUAAACUUUUAGGUGAAUCUGUUUUGUUGGAUAAAUUGGAGAAUUGGGUUGAUCAGUAUAGGAAAGAUAGUGAUUUUUGGGGAAUUGGGUCUAGUCCUAUAUUUACUGUUUAUGAAGAUUCAUUUGGUGGUGUUAAAAGGGUUUUAGUUGAUGAAGAUGAGAUUUUGGAAAGAGUUAGGGUUCAGAGAGGUGGAAAUGAAAUCGAGGAUUUAUCUGAAGUGAAGUGUAAGAUUUUGGAGGCUAAGAAGCUAGCUAGGGAUAUGGAGAAUGGUGAUAAUGUGAUUGCGAGGGAUAGUUCUGUGGCUAAGUUUGUGGUUCAAGGUGAGGAGGAGGAGAAGAGUGGUUUUGUUAAGGCUGUUAGAGGUUUAGUUGUUCAGCCUCGGAUGGUUACGAAGCUUUCGGGGGUUGGCGGAAUAGUAUUGUGUGUUUUGGUUGUAAUGUUUGCUGCGAAGAAAUUGUUUAGUUUUGGAGGUAAAGAAGUUGAGUAUACAGAAAUGGAGAAGAAAAUGAUGAUGAGGAAGGUGAAGGCUAGAAAAGAGAAAGAGAGGUCGAUGAAGGGUGCUGUUGAAGUUAUUCAUAAAACUACGGAGAUACCGGCGGUGAUAGGUGUAAAGAAGCCGAAGUUAGAUAAAGAGCAGCUUAAGAAUAAUAUUGUAAAAGCUAAGGCUUCUUCUGAUAAACUUGUAGUUCAGAAUUCUUCUGGUGAAAUGAGAACUGGAUCUAAGGAUAUGGACUAUAAAGUUCGAGAGAUCAGAGAAAUGGCUAGGCAGGCACGGGAAAUUGAAGGAAGAGAUCGUUCUCUAGUUAGUAAGGAUAUGGAAAUGGAUGACUCUGUGACUGGGAAAUCCUCCGAUGAGACUGAAGUUAUAAUAAAUAAUAGCAAACAAGAUAAUGGUUUAAGUAAUCGUCAAAAUGAAGUUGCAAGGAAAACAACAGAUAGUAAUGAAAUUCUGCAAACAACUUCUGAUGAUAUCACGGAGAACGUUGUUAAUUCAAUCGAGCAUGAGAUAGUUCGUGAUGAUAGAAAAGUUGAUAAAGGGGAAAUAGGAAUCAAUGAAAACACUAUGACCCUUAAAGACGAUAAAUUGUCACGUACUCCUAUUAAUGGCUCAUUUAUGACAAAUAAAAGUUCAGUGACCAAGAAACCGAGGAUCAUACGGUCUGUCAAGGAAGCUCAGGAUUAUCUUUCAAAGAAACACGACAAACAAAAUCCUGAUACAGUAUCUCAAAUUGAACUUGGAAAAGAAAACAUCACUGAUUCAAAGCCUUCCGAAUUUGUUGAUUUUAACAACAAGAAGCAGCAAAAUUUGGAGAUGAAUACGUUCGUGUCCAGAAGUAAUACAUUAAAUGGAUCAUCAUAUUCUAAGCCGGACAUAAAUGGCAGCGAAGUUUCAAAUCAGAAGGAAAGGAAAGUUGGCUCAACAAAGGACGAGUGCUUCAAAGAUUCUGGUAUUGAACCUGGAUUGGAAGACCUUCAAAAGUCCGAGACCACUUUAGACCGUGAAGUCAACGGCAACGGUACAGAGGCAAGUCUAUCGGUGGAGAAAAGCUUCCCUGAAGUUGAGCCAACAAUUAAACCAAUUAGAAGUGAUGAUACUUUAAAUAUGGUAUCCAAUUCUAAGCCUGACCUAAAUCCAAGUGAAGAUUCUGAUCAGAAGGAUAAGAAAUUCAACUGGAAAAAGAUUGACAACAUCAAAGACUCUAAUGUUGAACCUAGAGUCGAAAAUCUUCAAAGUUCUGAGACCAGUUCAGACCAUAAAGUUAAUGGUGAUAGUAGAGAAACAAAAUCAUCUGCAAAGACAGAAAAUUGGCUGGAGAAAAAUUUCCAUGAAGUUGAGCCUAUAAUUAAGCAAAUUAGAGCUGGAUUUAGAGAUAACUACAUGGUUGCAAAAGAGAGAGUUGAUCAACCUUUAGAUAUACCAACUGAGAUGGAAUCACUUGGAGUUGCUGAAGAUGGCGGAGAACUUGACUGGAUGCAGAAUGAUCAUCUUAGAGACAUUGUCUUUCGAGUCCGUGAUAAUGAAUUGUCUGGACGAGACCCGUUUUAUUUGAUGAAUGAUGAAGACAAAGAAGCUUUCCUCGGAGGUCUUGAGAAAAAAGUGAUGAAAGAAAACAAAAAACUUUCUCACCUCCAUGAAUGGCUCCAUUCAAAUAUCGAAAACAUUGAUUACGGAGCAGAUGGCAUUAGUAUAUAUGAUUCACCGGAGAAAAUUAUACCACGUUGGAAAGGACCCUCCGUGGAGAAAAUUCCUGAGUCUUUAAACCAAUUCCUAGAUAAUAAAAUAAAGACAGCUUCCACCAGAAACUUGAACCCUGUGAAGAAGGAUGAGAAGGAAUCAGCUAAAAAAUCAGUGGAUUCAUCUUCAAAAGUAAAGGUUGAUAAUUCUACAGAACCGAAGAAGUUAAAAAAUCCAAAGACUGUUGUUGAAGGAAGCGAUGGUUCUGUUAAAGCUGGCAAAAAAUCAGGGAAGGAAUAUUGGCAGCACACGAAGAAAUGGUCUCAAGAGUUUUUGGAUUGUUACAAUGCUGAAACAGACCCGGAAGUUAAGUCCAUAAUGAAGGAUAUGGGGAAGGACUUGGAUCGCUGGAUAACUGAAAAAGAAAUCAAGGAAGCAGCUGAUGUGAGGAAACAAUUACCUAAUAAGAAUAAAAGUUUCGUGGAAAAGAAACUCAACAAACUUAAAAGAGAGAUGGAGUUGUUCGGACCGCAAGCAGUGGUUAGCAAAUAUCGUGAAUAUACAGACGAUAAAGAAGAAGAUUACUUAUGGUGGUUAGAUCUUCCAUAUGUACUGUGCAUUGAGGUAUAUACCGUAGAGGAUGGAGAAGAAAGAAUCGGAUUUUAUUCAUUGGAGAUGGCUCCAGAUCUUGAAUUGGAGCCUAAGCCAUAUCAUGUGAUUGCUUUCCAAGAUCCCGGUGACUGCAAAAAUCUUUGUUACAUAGUCCAGGCUCAUAUGGAGAUGCUUGGAAGUGGCAAUGCAUUUGUCGUUGCACGGCCUCCUAAGGAAGCAUUUCGAGAUGCUAAAGAAAACGGUUUUGGUGUUACUGUCAUCAAGAAAGGAGAACUUCAUCUUAAUAUAGACGAACCACUAGAAGAAGUGGAGGAACAAAUUACAGAGAUUGGAAGCAAAAUGUACCACGAUAAGAUCAUGAAGGAUCGAUCCGUGGAUGUAAACACGAUAAUGAAGGGUGUAUUUGGUUUUAAUGCCUCCACUAUUAGGUUAAGGCGGAAGCGGAAGUUGAAGUAAGCCGAAUGGUGAUGAUGGCUCAAACUAUUUUCAAGAAUGAAACUGGUUGAAGAAAAUGAUGGCAUGGCUGCAUGGUAGCAUAAGUCCAAUCACUUUUGUAAUUUAUUUUCUUUACACAAAAAUUACGGUUGUUUGUAUAUAGUUGAGAAAAUAAUAGUCUAAUCAUAAUAGUUCUACUUAGGCUACUGUUGUUGAUAAUUUGAUAGCAUAGUGAGAAUUUCUCAGCCAAGAAUACUGUUUAGUAGGAAAGGAUUAGUAAUGCCACUUGUUGAUUAUAGUUUUGAUAA